UUAUGUUUCUCUGUUUCACUUCUCACAUCACUCUCUGUCGUUUUUGUUUUUUUUUAUUUUGUCAAAAUCCCUCAUUGACCUCGUCGGAGAAGGACACUCAGUUACUCCAAUUCCGGAGUUUCUUCAUCGUUGAAACCACUUUAUAUAUACGCUGCAUUCAGAAUUGAUCAAGUUGCCUCAGUUAAAGAGCAGUAAUGUCUACUGUUCAAAGAAGGCAGCACCCUGUAGAUGUUUCCAAGGAAAAUGGAGGUGCUAGACUACAGCAACAACAAAUCCCAGAUGUAAUGCAGUCAAGGGGUGUUAAGAUGUCCUCGAGGACCGACUCCCCUAUAGUGACAGGUGCUGCUAGGAUUAUCCCAUCUAGAUAUAGGCAAACUCCUCAAUCUUUACUCCGUUCUAGUUCAACGAGUAAUCCUGGAUAUACAUCGGUCAGUGCUGCUACUAAACUGUUGCAGGAGGUUACUGGUACUCCAAUAAAUCCUUGCGCAGUCUCCAGUGGUGAUGGAGCAAUUGUCCAUAAAAAGCUCUCAAGAGUUUCAGCAAGCAAUGCUGUAGAUGGCUGUGCUGCUGCUGCUUCUGAGAGCACUUCAUGCCCGAAUUCUCCGGUCUGCACUCAGAGAAAGCAGCAGCAAAUUAAAGUUCCCAAGGAAAAUGGAGGCACCAGGGCACAUCAGCAACAACUUGCAGAUGCUUUGCAGUCAAAAAGUAGCAAGAUCUCGUCAAGACUUGACACACCUACCAUGACUGGUGCUUCGAGAGUUGUCCCAUCUAGAUAUAAGUUCACUCCUCAGUCUUUACACCGUCACUGUCCAACCAAUAAUCCUGGAGCAGCAGUAAGUGCCGCUGAUAAACUAUUUCGGGAGGUUACUGCUACACCUAUAAAUCCUUGUGCGGUGUCUCAGGAUGAUGGAGCAUUAAUCUCCAGAAAGCUUUCAAAAGUUUCCACUAGUCCUUAUGUGGAUUCUUGUGCCACUGGUACUGCUACUAAUAAGGGAAGUUCAUGCCCGAGUUCUCCACUUUGCAUCCAAAACAAUAAGACGCGGACGUUAUCAGCAAUGAGGUCUUCUAUGUCUGAGAUUGAUAGAUGUCUUACGGAAAGAAAUAGAGACAACAACAGUAGUUCAAUUGAUGAUUGCAGUUCUUAUAAAUCUGCAUCCUCUACUUGCGCUCGUUCACUGCAUUUGCCAACAGCCAGCAACGAAAAUUCCUCCUCUUGGCUAUCUCUUAAACAAAAUGACAUGUCUGCUUCCAUCCCUUCUAGAUCAUCUUUCAAAAUGGGGAGCAUUUGCUUGCCUCCACAUCCAACGUCCAAUAAAUUGGGACCAGAUGCAAGGAAAGGAAAGAAGGGUUUCAGUGAUCAGGGAGAUGUGCAUUCAUUGAAGUUGCUCUACAGCCAUUACCUUCAAUGGCGAUUUGCAAAUGCCAAAGCAGAGGCCUCCAUGCACUCCCAAAGAGAGGAAAGCCAGAGCAAACUUUAUUCCUUUGCACACCAGUUGUCAGAUUUACGCAAAUCUGUUAACCAGAAACGCACUGAACUUGGGUUUUUGCGAAGGAUCAAAACUUUAUCCACUAUUCUUGAAUCACAAUCAUCAUGUCUUGAGGAAUGGGCUAAACUGUAUGAGGAUUACUCAACUUCUCUGUCAGGGACAACUGAUGCCUUGCGCAAUUGCUCUCUGAGACUUCCUGUUGGCGCGGAAGUUCAUGUUGAUAUAAGAGAGUUAGGAGAUGCUCUUAGUUCAUCUACAAAGGUGAUGGAAAUGAUCGGUUUGCAAAUUCAGAACUUUAUGCAAAAGGCAGAAGAAACAGAAAGUUUAAUUUCUGAACUAGCUAGGGUGAGUGGUGGAGAGAAAGCUCUUGUCGAGGAAUGUGGGGAUUUAUUAUUGAAGACAUAUAUCUCACAGGUGACAGAAUGGAGUUUAAGGGGACAGAUGAUUCAAAUGCAUCAGAACAACCUUUAUCAAGUUCAGGAAGAAUGAAGGUUCUAGUCACUGUUGUGAAAAACUAUUCCGGGAAUUCUUUAAGAGGGGUGUUUGUCAGCUAAUGGGCUUUCCUUUGGAAUCUUAAGAGACUUAUCAUUUGCAACGGCGGGAAUGUCAUGUGCAUAUUUGAGAAUAUCUACAAUAUCAAUUUUUUCCAUGAGUUUCGUUUUGUGUAACAGGUAAGAAUCUUUGUCAACAUUGUAAUAAAGUUGUGCCUUUGGGUCUACACCUCGCUGUAAAUUUGUUGCAACUCACGAGUUGGUUCUUCUCAAAUGAACAUAUACUCGAUGAUCCAUUGUUGUCUCCCUGCAAAUUUUGUCUACGAUGUUAGGUGAUAACUACUAACUAGCUAUAGCCUUUAUAGGUUAGAAAUGAUAUGAGCAGAACUGUUAGAAAUUUUUGAAAGAAAACUUUCAAACUAAAAAGAACACCAUACCUAUUCUGAAGGGCAAAGCUCCCACAUACUUUUUCUUUGUUCUCCAGUCCUAAAGGGGUCGAGAAUGGACAAGGAGGGGAGAGAUUUUCUAUGGCUAGGGAACAUAGAAGAAGAACAUAUAAUCUGGUGAAAUGAAAGAUCAGUGGAUUUCUAUGUCAACUUCAUGUUCAUAUGAAGUGGUCAUCUAGAAGUUCAUUAAGGAGUUGUGAAGUAUAUUCUAAGGGGUUGUUUGUGGUUGGCGGAAUAAUGCGAGAUUAUUUUAUUCCGCAUUUCUAGUCUCGGAAAUCAUUUUGUAUUAAAAUGGUGAUAUUAGCUAUUUCAUAUGUAAUCACCAUCUCUUCGUUUCACAUUCUACCUCCUUAUUCUUGUAAUUUAUGUAACAUUUGGGCCAUUC
Molecule: messenger RNA, 2809 nt
Organism: Solanum dulcamara
Lineage: Eukaryota; Viridiplantae; Streptophyta; Magnoliopsida; Solanales; Solanaceae
Product: protein ENDOSPERM DEFECTIVE 1-like
Exons: 2
Coding region: 195-1976 (593 amino acids)
Biological process (GO): spindle assembly; centrosome cycle
Cellular component (GO): centrosome; cytoplasm; nuclear microtubule
Molecular function (GO): microtubule binding
Source: RefSeq, a predicted model, not a curated record